Messenger RNA from Pipistrellus nathusii (Nathusius's pipistrelle), 1674 nucleotides. The record is from the annotation of a GenBank genome assembly. Lineage: Eukaryota; Metazoa; Chordata; Mammalia; Chiroptera; Vespertilionidae.
AUGGUGCCGCCCAGCCAGGGGGCCCUGCUCCUCCCGCUCCUCCUGCUCCUGGCCUCAGGCGAGAAAGAUUUCACAAACAAGUCCGAACACACAGCCAAGUCUGAGCAGCCGAGGGAUGUCUGCAUGGGGGUCAUCAAUAAGGACCUUUACGAACCCUUCUAUCUGAAUGACACCGCAAAGUGCUUCAAUGAGUGUGCACAGUCCGGGAACUCCUGUCACCUGGGAAACCUGCAGAGAUACUGGCUGGACUAUGAGACCUACCUGGUGGAGGGGCGUCUGAGGGAGACGGUGGACCUGCCUUUUCUGAAGGCCGUUGUCAAGAACGUCAGCACCAGCAUCGCGGGAGACCUGCACUUCUCUCUGAGCCCCUCCCAGAUCCCGGAGCUGGUGAUGAAGGACGAGCACAAGUUCCCCGACAGAGUGCGGCUGCCCAGGAGCCUGCUCACCUCCCUGCAGGGCAGCCGGCCGCUGGUCCCCUUGGCCGUCUCUGUGCUGGACAUCGGCCCCGGGAACCUCUUCAAGGGCCCCCAGCUCAGCCUGGAGGACGGGGGCAGCGUGCUGAACAACCGCCUGGUGGGCCUGAGCUUGGGCCGGAUGCGCGUCACGGCGCUGCAGGAGCCCGUGGAGAUCACCUUCUCGCACCCGCGCCAGCCUCCGAACAUGACCCUCACCUGUGUGUUCUGGGAUGUGACUAAAGGGCCAACAGGAGACUGGUCUUCCGAGGGCUGCUCCACGGAGCACGGAGCCCAGGCGACGGUCUGCCGCUGCGACCACCUGACCUUCUUCGCCCUGCUGCUGAGGCCGGUCUUAAACAAGGCCGCCGUGCAGGCCCUCACGCGGAUCUCCCAGGUGGGCUGUGGCGCCUCCAUGGUUUUCCUGGCCUUCACCAUCGUCUUCUACGUGGCCCUGAGGCUCUCCUGGAAGAGGUUCAAGUCCGAGGACGCCCCCAAGAUCCACGUGGCCCUGAGCGUCAGCCUGUUUCUCCUGAACCUCACCUUCUUCGUCGACGUGGGGCAGGGCCCCGGGGGAUCCCACGCCGCCUGCGCGGUCCGGGGCGCCGUCUUCCACUACUUCCUGCUCUGCGUCUUCACCUGGAUGGUCCUGGAGUCCUUCCACCUCUACCUGCUCGUCGUCAGGGUCUUCAACACCUACUUCGGGCACUACUUCCUGAAGCUGAGCCUCGUGGGCUGGGGCCUGCCGGUCCUGAUGGUCAUCGGCACCGGCAGUGCCAACAGUUACGGCCUCUACACCAUCCGGGACGAGGAGAACAGGACCACGCUGGAGCUGUGCUGGUUCCGGAAGAGAGCAGCCCUCUACGCCACCGUCCACGGCUACUUCCUCGCCACCUUCCUCUUCAGCGCCGUGGUGCUGGGCCUGCUGGCCUGGAAGAUCUUCACGCUGGCGAGUGCCACGGCCGGCAAGGAGCAGCGGCAGCACUGGAAGGGCGUCCUCACCCUGCUGGGCCUCUCCAGCCUGGUGGGCGUGACCUGGGGGCUGGCCGUCCUCACGCCGCUGGGCCUGGCCUCCAUCUACAUCUUCGCGCUGUUCAACUCCUUCCAAGGAGUCUUCAUCUUCUGCUGGUUCAUCGUCCUCUACUUCCCCAGCCAGAGUACCGUGUCCUCCUCCUCAGGCACCGCCCGGGCUGAGCAGACACACACGGCGUCCUCGCAAUGA